Messenger RNA from Cryptomeria japonica (Japanese cedar), 999 nucleotides. Its product is annotated as peroxidase 4-like. The coding region runs from base 1 to 999 and encodes 332 amino acids. The transcript is spliced from 5 exons. The record is from RefSeq and is a predicted model, not a curated record. Lineage: Eukaryota; Viridiplantae; Streptophyta; Pinopsida; Cupressales; Cupressaceae. Gene Ontology annotation, biological process: response to oxidative stress; hydrogen peroxide catabolic process. Gene Ontology annotation, molecular function: heme binding; peroxidase activity.
AUGAGUAACUCACUUAAUUUGAAACAAGCUAAAAAUUUAAAUAUUGCUUUUACAAAAAUAUUUCUAUCAUAUAGUAUUGCCUUGGUAAUCUUGUGUUUGAGUCCUGCCAAUGGGCAGCUCAGUUCGACAUUUUACGAUAAGACAUGUCCCAAGGCAAUGUCGACAAUCAAAGCUGCUGUAAAACAAGCCGUCGCCAUGGAAAAACGCAUGGGUGCAUCGUUGCUCCGCCUUCACUUUCACGACUGUUUCGUUAACGGGUGUGAUGGGUCAAUUCUGUUGGACGACACACCAAACUUUACUGGAGAAAAAACUGCGGUUCCUAAUAAUAAUUCUGUGAGAGGAUUCGACGCGGUAGACACCAUCAAGUCUCAAGUGGAAGCAGCUUGCACCGGAAUUGUUUCUUGUGCCGACAUUUUAGCCAUUGCUGCUCGUGAUUCAGUUGUUGAAUUGGGAGGGCCAACAUGGACCGUACAGCUUGGGAGAAGAGACUCGAGAACUGCAAGCCGGAGCGCCGCAAACCGCAAUAUCCCUCCACCCACAUCCAGCCUCGCCGCACUCAUCUCAUCUUAUGGUAAUCAGGGUCUUUCUACAAAGGAUAUGAUAGCUCUUUCAGGUGCUCAUACAAUUGGUCAAGCGCGGUGCACAAACUUCAGAGCCCACAUCUACAAUGAAACCAACAUAAACAGUGCCUUUGCCACUUCACUGAAGGCUAACUGCCCAAGCACUGGUGGUGACAAUAAUUUGUCGCCCUUAGAUGUUCAAAGUGCCACCGUCUUUGAUAACCAAUACUACAUAAAUCUUAAAAGUCAGAAAGGACUUCUUCACUCCGAUCAGCAGCUAUUCAAUGGAGGCUCUGCUGAUUCUCAGGUGACUACCUUUUCUACCAAUCAAAAUGCCUUCUUCGGUGAUUUUACAGCUGCCAUGGUGAAAAUGGGAAGCAUAAAACCUCUAACUGGUAGCAAAGGAGAAGUCAGAAAGAACUGCAGGAAACCCAAUUAG